Messenger RNA from Paramuricea clavata, 670 nucleotides. The record is from the annotation of a GenBank genome assembly. NCBI's taxonomy places the organism in Eukaryota, Metazoa, Cnidaria, Anthozoa, Malacalcyonacea, Plexauridae.
AUGAAUGGAAAUAAACCCAUCCCACCCAGUAAAGACGACGAGUUGCCUGGAGAACCAAAUAAUACUAGCACUGCAACCGUCAUUAACAAUUUGACUUCAACUGAUAAUCCGACUACAACUGGAUAUAUGACAACAGAAGAUUCAACGACAACAACGACCACAAAAACACGGAAUAAAGUUCUUCUGCAAACAGCAGUUAGGUAUGCGCAAGGGGAGAAUGGCUCCAAUCCAAUACCGGUUCGAUUACUUUUGGAUAGCGGUAGCCAACGUUCCUACAUUACCAAUUCAUUAAAGAAGCGACUCGGUCUGGUUCCAAUACGAACAGAAACUCUUAAUUUAAAUACCUUUGGUGAUGAUCAUUUUAAGAAACGACGUUGCGAUAUAGUCCAGUUAUCGUUGAAGGGAAAUAGUGACAAUCGAAAGAUAACGGUACUUUGUUUUACAAAUCUUUGCUCACCAUUGACAACCACGAUUGAUCUAAGCUUAUAUCCACAUUUGCAAGAGUUACAGCUCUCUGAUCUCAACAUUCUCGAAGGACGACAAAAUGAUAGCAGUUAUAUCGACAUUCUUAUUGGCGCAGAUUAUUAUUUUGAUAUUCUCACUGGCGAGAUGGUACGAGGCGAAAGUGGUCCUGUUGCCGUUAAUAGCAACUUUGGCUGGGUUGUUACUG